CGCUGGGGCGGACCUGGUAUGUCGGAGCAAUGAGUGAGCGAGCGCCCAAGUGUCAGCAGUGAACGAGUGUGUGAGCGAGAGAGCGCGAGACGUGCAAAAUACUUCUAGUGUGUAUAUGGUAACCACACAUCCAAAUCAGAUUUCAUCACGCGCACCCGGAGCAGCCACCGCCACACAGGACUGCACAGCGGCAGAAUAAUGGUCAAGCUACAGCCGCUGGAAUUCAUCGACUGCUUGAUUGACAGUCCGGAUUUUCGCGAAAACUUGAACAAACAUGAGAAGGAACUGGAGAAAAGCAGCCAGCACAUCAAGCGCAUCAUCAAGGAAAUCAAGGAUCUGCUGGCCGCUGCGAAAAGCCUGUCUCGAGCGCAACGAACGCUGUCGAAAAGUCUGAAGGAGUUCAACUUCGAGUGCAUUGGGUCGACACAAACAGACGACGAACAGGUGAUAGCGGAUAGUUUGAAGCAGUUCAGCAAGCUCAUAUCGUCCAUCGAGGAAGAACGUGACAACAUGCUCGAUCGCGCGCACGAUCAAAUAGUGAUACCGCUGGAGGAUUUCCGGAAAGUACAUAUCGGCGGCGUGAAGGAGAACAAGAAGAAGUACGACAAAAAGACCGCCAAAUUUUGCCAAGCCCAGGAACGGUUCCUUAACAUGUCUUCCAAAAAGCCGUCCCCAGCAGUAGUGGAGGCCGAUGCAUCGUUGGGAAUGUUAGAAAGGGAAUACCUUCGGGAGUCUCUUAGCUACGUGUUGGGCAUUCAGGAGGUACAGGAGCGCAUAAAAUUCGAGUUCGUGGAAAUAAUUCUUAGAUUCAUAUCAGACUGGCUGGUAUUUUAUCAUCUUGGCCACGAGGUAGCCGAAGAUGCCAAAGAUUAUUUGUCCGAUCUACAACUGAAAGUUCAAAAGACAAGAGAAAACUUUGACGAAACGCGACAAAAGGCACAGGAACUAAAGAACAAAUAUAUGGACAGCAAAAUGAAACCGGAUAGUGAAUACACGAAGCAGGGAUAUCUCUAUUUGAUGGAGAAAAAAUUCGCCGUAGUGACGUGGUCGAAAUAUUACUGUACAUACAAAAAGCAGAGCCGAGAGUUUGCGAUGCUACAGUACAAUCAAAUGUCUGGCCGAUCGCAACAAACCACACCGGAAGUAUUCACGCUUGCCUCAUGUAUAAGGCGAUUGUCGGAGUUCGAAAAGAGGUACUGCUUUGAUUUAAUUUUCACUGAGAGGUCCACUAUGACGUACACUUUCCAAGCCCUCAGUGAGGAAGACAUAAAAGCAUGGCUCGAUGCCAUGGACGGAAAAGAGCCGACGAAUCUGACGUUAUCAACGAAGUACAACGAAGACAGCACGCUGGAUGAAGUAGGAUUUGCGUUCGUAAGAAAGUGCAUCGAGAUCUUGGAAAAAAGAGGCCUAGAGGAAGAGGGAUUGUACCGUAUUGGCGGUGUAAGCACAAAGAUAACAAAGUUACUUCAGAUGGGAUUAGACCGAAAAAAGACUGAAAAGGAACGCCUAAGCUUUUUCCAUGAUGACCAGUCGGGCAGUGCGGCGGAUGUGCUGGAAAGCAAAACUAUUGCAAGUGCACUGAAACAGUAUCUUCGGCAUCUGAACGAGCCACUGAUGACGUUUCGCUUACAUCAUGCCUUCAUAGCUGCCGCAAAACAGGAAACGCGCCUACAAAGAAUCAACGAAGUACACCAACUGAUUCACAAACUCCCAAAAAGCCGUUUUGACAUGCUGGAUAUCGUCAUAAGGCACCUAAAAUCCGUAUCGUUAAAAUCAGACCGUAACAAGAUGUCGGUUUUUAACCUGGGAGUGGUAUUUGGACCAACAUUAUUACGCGCUGCUGAAGAAACUGUCGCAGCCAUCUUGGAUAUAAAGUUCAACAAUGUAGUGAUUGAAAUUUUAAUUGAAAACUAUGACAAAAUAUUCAAAACCAUACCACCAACGCUGAAAAGCACCAGUGAAUAUUUGUUGCAACCGAGCACCAGCCCAUCAUUCCAUCGACCUGGCAGCGGCGGAAGCGGUAUGGCCGGAUCGAUAGCGAUCGGUGGAGGCGGAGGGGUUCAUAAUUAUUCCAAAGAACGCACACCAUCAGCGCAGCCAAUCUACGCCCAACCGCAGCCGGUGGUACGCGUGGUAGCCAAAUCCAACUACACCGAACCGAUCAUGUCGUCGAGCUUACAGAACAUAUCGAACGGCUUAACGCCACUGUAUAGCAAGGGCACAAACCACUAUCCGACGUACGAAGCGAAACCGACAAUUAUUUCCUCCUCGAUCAGCAACUCUGCCUCUACGUCACCCUUAGUUGCCCGAGAGCAACAUCUGAAAUCGAGCACAAGCUCCCCUCCGAACCAUCACCACAGCCUUCAGAAUUCCUCGGUGCACUUGCACCACCAUCCGCAGAGCAUAAACUCCUCCGGUUACCCGAAUGUAAUAUCGGGGAAUGCGACAACAGUAGGGUCGGUGGCCGCAGCGGCGGCAGGCUGUUACCAGUUACAUCAUCAAACCGGGCCAUCGCAAACCUCAUCACUGACGGGGGGAAGCACUAGCAACCACAUGACAGCUAGCUACGAUCGGGCACUGCAUCACCAUCACCAAAUGCGCACUGAUGCCGGCGGUGCCGGCAUCGAUGGUGGUGGAGUGUACAAUCGUGUGUCUGGGCUGGCAAGCAGCGACUCAAAUUUGGCGAGCUCGCGCAAAGAGCUGUCUAUCUAUGAACGCAUUAACUCGACUAGCAGUUCAAACGAAUCAGUUUGUUCGUCCUCUGGUGGCGGAACUGCCACCGGAACAUUGCGCUCCGGCCACGGUCCCUGGUCUGUGGGUGUUGUUGGUGCGCCUGGUAGUGAGUAUGCUGCGCUGGUGGGUAACGCCAGCAGUGCGUCAAAGUAUGGUAUUGCAGGGGGCACUGCAAGCAAUAAUGUUGGUGCAACGGUAGUGGGCGGCGGUGGCGCACCAGAAGAUUCUAGUCCAAGCGGCUACAAGCCGAAAAAACAGCAGCGCAUAAAAGACUACAGCCGCCAUUAUCAGCUUACGCAGCCGCACCUUUCACUCACCCAGCAGCAGCAGUACCUGCAACAGCAGCAGCACCAACAACAGCACCAACACCAACAACAACAUGGAAAGCACUCUUUGGCCAAUAGAGAGAAUUUAAAACAUUCUUUCGGUGGCCACAUUGUUCCCGCUGUAAUUCGAAUGCCUGUCGUUUUAUGUAGUUGUAAUCUCUUCUUGAAAUUUUCUUCCGUUACUUUCGGCGAGUUUAGACGGGUUCGCACGCUAUACGCAUGUUUGGCCGAGAACGACGGCGAAUUGUCCUUUGAACCGAAUCAAAUUAUUACAAAUGUUCGUCGUUCAAACGAACCCGGUUGGUUGGAAGGCACACUGAACGGCAAAUCGGGGCUGAUACCGGAAAAUUAUGUCGAAAUCUUGAAGUAGUGAAUAACCGGUUUCUUUAUUACUAAACAAAUGGCUAGUUGUGAUAAGGAUAAGGUGGCUGCCAGGGUGGGGCGCGUAACAUGCUUGGGAAGUACUUAAGCCAAAUAGCUAGAAACCAUAGUAAACAACAAAAUCGGACGCACACGCCGACAAUCGGUUUACAUUGCCGGUAUCAUUGCCCUGCUAGAGUUGGUUGUUUCAUUCAUUAUUUUUAUGUUUAAACUAUCCAUGUUUCUAACGUUCUCGGUAAACGAUAUCAUACAGUAAGGAACUCCGUUUAACAUACCAGAACCUUUGGUAUGAUCGUGCGGAUCGAUUGAUUAAGCAAGAGCUACAGCUGAGUGAAACAAUUUAUGCUUAAAACAAUCAGAGAACACGAACUUACUAUCAAUCAUCUCAUUUCAACACUCUCGUAAGAGCCCCAUUCCUUGUAGUGUACCUAACUGCUUUUUUGUGAAGUAACAAUAGACCAGUAUGAAAUUAAAUGGCCAGCUUGUGUAACGAAACCGAUGAUUUGAAGAGCUGCAACGAUACAAACCACGAUACAAAACACCAAAACGAUUAUGAAUUCUAACAAAAAGAUGCCGCAUUUUUUAUAAAUCGUGUACAUUUCAUAAUAUAUGGCAAAAAAUGGAUUGGGACAUAAUAAUCACAGAAAAAAGGAACAAGAAAACAGAUAGAGAAAGAGAAAGAGAGCAAAAAAGAAAAAGAGAGAGUGCGAAAAAUCGUACCUACAGUCAACCAAAUUCCCACCUGUAUGCAUACACAAAUACGCACAUACACUCACUAUACCCCGCAAGAGACGUUAAUAUCGUCCUUCGGUCCGUUUUGCUUGUGGCUAAGCCGAUUUUUUGUACUUUUUCGCGCGAAUCAAUGAGGCAAAUAGUAGUGGCAUAAGAGGACGAUCGAGAAUUGAGGAACGAAAGAUUAUACAGAUAUUUUUUUUACCAUGCUGCAUACGAGUUAAAAAGUACUAUUUGGUUUACUGAGCGUAUGAUCUUUUGCUUGUUUUUGCUUGUCUUGGCCGUAUGAUAGUUUUAAAACACCUCGACAAAAUAAUUGAGGCACAAUCACCUACAAUUAACAACGUGCACCACUCGUCCUUCACGGGCAUCAGAAAAUGAAGUGUAGGCAUCUUCAUUUGAUAGAUAUUACACUACUGCAAACAUCUCUGAGAGAAGUUUAUAUUGAUCGUGAAAACAGCAGAACAGAUGAUGACGCAGGGGGAAGGUGUGUGUGCGACGUGAAACACUGAGGCACAAAACAGAUCGCAGGACACAGGAAGCACGAUCAACGUCUUGAAACAAUAGCUCCUCCUAAUAUAUCAUUUAGCCGUGAUCCUAGAAAGAUGCCAUACAUUUUGUACAAAACAAAAUUUUGAAAAACGUAAAACUGAUGAAUCACGUUUUUUGAAACGCAAAAGAAAACUAUGCUUAGAAGAAAGCAUAGCAUAGGACGACAAACAAUUUGUUGAUAAAACCACACGCUACUCAAUUUGUGAUCUGAAGGACGAUCAGCCGCCGUAGAACCGCUGAUUACAGCAUCUUUUCACAUGCCCACAACUUUUACUGCCUAUGGAUAACUUACAUUCAUUUUACACAUUUUUCGAAUUUCUUACAUUGCCCAACCUCAUUGCACAGGGUUUUCGCCCUCACUUUUAUUCAGGAUGCGAGCUAUAGUACCAAAUUGCAGCAUUUUGCCCAAAUGUGGAAGGCAUUACUGAGCGUAGUACAGGCAAAACUUUACUUUUAAAUGCAUUCCGCGUGCUACAUUGAUCCAUAUUCUGAUCCUCUAAGCUUUCCUUAUAUAAUUUCCUCUAUGUUGCAUUUGCGUAUCAUGCUUUACUUUGAGACUUACAGCAUAUAGUAUAGUUUAACAUUAUUUCGACCUAAAUUCUUCGGUAUUUUCUGUGAUUCUUUUACCGAUGAAAAGAAACAUUCCUAUGGCAACAAAAUAAUCUAAAUAAUGUCUAAUAAUUGAUCGGCAAAAAAAACAAAAGGAUUCAGAUUAUUCGCAUAAUGAACUACAAAGUUGCUUUAAGUA
Molecule: messenger RNA, 5472 nt
Organism: Anopheles bellator
Lineage: Eukaryota; Metazoa; Arthropoda; Insecta; Diptera; Culicidae
Gene: Graf
Product: rho GTPase-activating protein Graf
Exons: 15
Coding region: 199-3429 (1076 amino acids)
Biological process (GO): signal transduction
Cellular component (GO): cytoplasm
Molecular function (GO): GTPase activator activity; protein binding
Source: RefSeq, a predicted model, not a curated record